AUGGAUAACAUACGAAAGAUUUUAAUAAAAAAGAUUAUAUACGAAUGUAAAAGUAAUGACAUACACGUGACCAACGAUUUAGUUUCCUUCUUGCUGUCGCUGACACAAUUAAAUCCAAUUUAUCAAUUUAUGGAAGAUGACGAGAUAAGUCAUAAAAAAGUGAUUCAAGUAAUCAAAGAAAAAUUGCGGGAUCAAGAUAGACCAAGUUUGACGACAUUAAAAAAUCAAUUAUAUUAUGCUAAACAUUAUCGUGAAAGAGACGAAAUCAUUAAAAAACAUAGGCUAAGUCUUCAUCGUAAAACAAACCCAUUGGUCACUGAAAUUUGUAAAACGAAUAAAAUUAACAAUGAUCAAGAAAUGGAAAAACUCUAUCAGAAAAUGAUUCUAGUUAUUACCCUUUUAAGUGGACUCGGUAAUCCAGCAGUAACGAACACUUUACGAGAAGUAACUGCAGCAUUGCAAAGUGUAUUUCAACCAUCUGAGUUAUCAAAUUAUGUUAAUCUUCCAAAACACGAAAAGGAAAAACAGCUUAUGGAAUUGAUGUGUAUAGUUGCCGGUAUACGUUUAUUUAAUCGAGAUUGUCAACGUGGUGGAAAAGAGAUCGAUGAUCAUAUUUGA
Messenger RNA from Polistes canadensis, 618 nucleotides. RefSeq names its product UPF0704 protein C6orf165-like. NCBI's taxonomy places the organism in Eukaryota, Metazoa, Arthropoda, Insecta, Hymenoptera, Vespidae. Gene Ontology annotation, cellular component: axoneme; ciliary basal body. The coding region runs from base 1 to 618 and encodes 205 amino acids. The record is from RefSeq and is a predicted model, not a curated record. Gene Ontology annotation, biological process: regulation of cilium beat frequency. The transcript is spliced from 5 exons.